Messenger RNA from Alternaria arbusti, 1632 nucleotides. RefSeq lists its product as uncharacterized. The record is from RefSeq and is a predicted model, not a curated record. Lineage: Eukaryota; Fungi; Ascomycota; Dothideomycetes; Pleosporales; Pleosporaceae. The transcript is spliced from 2 exons. Bases 1 to 1632 code for a protein of 543 amino acids. Gene Ontology annotation, molecular function: oxidoreductase activity, acting on CH-OH group of donors; flavin adenine dinucleotide binding.
AUGGCUUUCGAGACCGUGACCUCCAUCCCCAAGGAUGCCGAGUAUGACUUCGUCAUUGUCGGAGGAGGCACAGCGGGCUGUGUCAUCGCCUCGCGACUCACCGAAUAUCUCCCCAACAAGAAGGUCCUCUUGAUUGAGGCCGGCCCAAGCGACUUCAUGGACGACCGUGUGCUGCUGCUCAAGGACUGGCUCAACCUUCUCGGAGGAGAGCUCGACUACGACUACGGCACCACCGAACAGCCCAACGGCAACUCUCACAUCCGACACUCACGUGCAAAGGUCCUCGGUGGCUGCUCAUCACACAACACCCUCAUCUCUUUCAGGCCGUUUGAGUACGACUGCAAACGAUGGGAAGCCCAAGGCUGCAAGGGCUGGAGCUUCAAGACCUUCAUGCGCGUACUUGACAACCUGCGCAACACCGUCCAGCCUGUCCACGAGAAACACCGCAACCAGCUCUGCCUCGACUGGAUCGACUCGUGCUCAACCGCCAUGGACAUCCCCGUGAUCCACGACUUCAACCACGAAAUCAAGACCAAGGGCGCCCUCAAGCCUUCCGUUGGUUUCUUCUCCGUAUCAUACAACCCCGACGAUGGCCGCCGGAGCAGCGCUAGUGUCGCCUACAUCCACCCCAUCCUCCGCGGCGAAGAGAAGCGCGACAACCUGACUGUUCUCACCAACGCUUGGGUCAGCAAGGUCAACGUCAAGGGCGACAAGGUCACCGGCAUCGACCUCACGCUCCAAAGCGGCGAGAAGUUCACCCUUAACCCCAAAUGCGAGACCAUCCUCUGCGCGGGUGCCGUCGACACCCCGCGAUUGAUGCUCCUCUCUGGUCUUGGUCCCAAGCAACAACUCUCCGACCUCGGCAUCCCUGUCGUAAAAGACAUCCCCGGUGUUGGCGAGAACCUGCUGGACCACCCCGAGAGCAUAAUCCUUUGGGAGCUUAACAAGCCCGUACCCGCAAACCAGACCACCAUGGACUCUGACGCCGGUAUCUUCCUGCGCCGCGAGAUCCCCAAUGCGGCAGGCGGCGACGGCGAUAUUGCCGACAUCAUGGCUCACUGCUACCAAAUCCCGUUCUGCCUGAACACUGCUCGCAUGGGUUACGACUCCCCCAUCGACGCAUUCUGCAUGACGCCCAACAUCCCCCGUCCCCGCUCCCGCGGCCGCAUCUACCUCACCUCCGCCGACCCCACCGUCAAGCCCGCGCUCGACUUCCGCUACUUCACCGACCCCGAGGGCUACGACGCAGCCACCAUUGUCGCCGGUCUCAAGGCUGCCCGCGAGAUCGCCAAGCAAGCCCCCUUCUCUAACUGGAUCAAGCGCGAAGUCGCGCCUGGCCCGAAGGUCGUCACCGACGAAGAGCUCUCCGAGUACGGUCGCCGCGUCGCACACACCGUAUACCACCCCGCUGGCACAACCAAGAUGGGUGACGUAACAAAGGACGAGAUGGCCGUUGUGGACCCCGAGUUGAAGAUUCGCGGGCUCAAGAGCGUCAGGAUUGCGGACGCGGGAUGUUUCCCCGAGAUGCCCACCAUCAACCCCAUGUUGACUGUGCUGGGUAUCGGUGAGCGUGCUGCUGAGCUGAUCGCACAAGAGUGGGGCUGGAAGGGUCUCCAGAAGGAGAGGUUGUAG